This is a messenger RNA of Brassica rapa (field mustard), 1132 nucleotides long. Its product is annotated as ras-related protein RABE1d. Lineage: Eukaryota; Viridiplantae; Streptophyta; Magnoliopsida; Brassicales; Brassicaceae. Gene Ontology annotation, molecular function: GTPase activity; GTP binding. The record is from RefSeq and is a predicted model, not a curated record.
AUAAACAAAAUAAAAUAACAUCCACCAAAAUUUUUAUUUUAUUUUUUUCAGGAGCAAUCAACUUCUUUAGCUGUUCUCCAGAAACACUUUCAAUCUUUGGAAAGAAGAAGAAGAAGAAGAAGAAGCAGACUCGGUUUAGCUUUUGUAAGAGAAGCAAAAGUGAAAAAGCUGUGAGCUUUUAAACUAUAACCUGAUCUUGAGAGAUGGCGGUUGCUCCGGCGAGAGCUCGUUCGGACUAUGAUUACCUCAUCAAGCUCCUUCUCAUCGGCGACAGCGGUGUGGGGAAGAGUUGCUUGUUGCUGCGUUUCUCAGAUGAUACUUUCACUACAAGCUUCAUUACUACCAUUGGAAUUGACUUCAAGAUAAGAACCGUUGAGCUUGAUGGGAAGCGUAUCAAAUUGCAGAUAUGGGACACUGCUGGUCAAGAACGUUUCAGAACUAUCACCACAGCUUAUUACAGAGGAGCCAUGGGUAUACUGCUUGUCUACGAUGUAACCGAUGAGUCAUCCUUCAACAACAUUAGGAACUGGAUGAAGAACAUAGAGCAGCAUGCCUCAGAUAACGUGAACAAAAUACUGGUCGGUAACAAAGCUGACAUGGAUGAAAGCAAAAGGGCUAUCCCAACAGCAAAGGGCCAAGCUUUAGCUGAUGAGUAUGGAAUCAAAUUCUUUGAGACGAGUGCAAAAACAAACCUCAAUGUGGAGUCUGUUUUCCUCUCUAUUGCCAAAGACAUCAAACAAAGAUUGACAGAAACUGAUACAAAGGCUGAGCCACAAGGCAUCAAGAUCACUAAGCAAGAUGCUGCUUCAUCGUCUUCUACUACAGCUGAGAAAUCAGCUUGCUGUAGUUACGUUUAGGAGUAUGAUCACCGCUCUUCUUCUUCGCCUGCACUAAGUCUCUAGCCAUCUGAUGUUUCAUCUCUUACGUCUCAAAUCAGAGAUCGUUCUUGUUUGUGUAACAUAGGACGAGUAGGAUUAUCUCAUUGAUGGUUGUGAUCUUUGUAUGUCGUCUAAUUUGUUAUCUUUGUAAUCCUGUACAAUGAUCUUCCUGGUAAGGAAGACAAUGUUGGUCAAAAACAAUGUUUCAGACUUUUGAAUUUAUGAAAAUGAAAACUGUUGUAGUGUGUAUAAAA